This is a messenger RNA of Prunus armeniaca (apricot), 417 nucleotides long. Lineage: Eukaryota; Viridiplantae; Streptophyta; Magnoliopsida; Rosales; Rosaceae. The record is from the annotation of a GenBank genome assembly.
AUGCAGAUCGAUGAGGAUCCUAGCUGGCAAGACCCCAUCAUUGACUAUCUAGUGGAUGAAAACCUGCUCGAGGACAAGUCCGAGGCCAGAAAAAUCAAGCAGAAGGCUGCAAGAUACUACAUGAAAAGCAACAUGCUUAUCCGCAAAUCAUACUUCGGGCCUCAUCUCACUUGCAUCAAGUACCCGCAAACGCUCGAGGUUCUCUGCAAGAUACACGACAGCGAAUGUGGAAAUCACGCUGGGGGCAGAUCGCUUGCUCAGAAGGCUCUUAGCAUAGGCUAUUUCUGGCCUACCAUGCGCCAAGACUCCACAGAGUAUGCUCGAAGAUGUGAUCGAUGCCAACGCUACAAGCCGGUCCCUGGCCUGCCCGCUAAGGAAUACCAUAUGCAGAACAGUCCAUGGCCAUUCAUGCAAUGA